AUGGACCCAGUUCUCUAUGCAUAUGUGGUGCCAAGUUGUGUGGGAAGGGACACACUGACAACACCCCCCCUCCCAGGGCUCAUUGUUGGGGGGUGCUGGAGGGACACGGAGGCGCCGCCAUGGCAGAGGCCGGCCUGGGUGGACCUGGAGAUGACCAGCUUGGAUAUUGAGAAAGACCAGAUCAUCAAGAUGGCCUGCCUCAUAACCGAUUCGGACUUAACUAUCUUGGCUGAAGGCCCCAACCUGAUAAUCAACCAGCCAGAUGAACUACUGGACAGCAUGUCGGAAUGGUGCAAAGAGUAUCAUGGGAAGUCUGGCCUUACCAAAGCGGUGAAAGAGAACACAAUAUCUCUGUGCCAAGCAGAGUACAAAUUUCUGUCUUUUGUCCGGCAGCAGAUGCCCCCGGGACUCUGUCCUCUUGCAGGAAACUCGGUUCAUGCAGACAAGAAGUUUCUCGACAAACACAUGCCCCAAUUUAUGAAGCAUCUUCACUACCGGAUCAUUGAUGUGAGCACCGUUAAAGAGCUGUGCAGACGCUGGCUCCCAGAAGAUUACGAGUUUGCUCCAAAGAAGGCUGCUCCUCACAGAGCUCUUGAUGACAUCCGGGAGAGCAUCAAAGAGCUUCAGUUCUACAUAAAUAGCAUCUUCAAGAGGAACACACAUGAAAAGAAAAGGAAGCUAGUGGAAAAUGGUGAAAACGAGAACUCCACCCGUUGAUCUCGUAGCCCUCCUCACUCCUUAGUGAAAG
Molecule: messenger RNA, 748 nt
Organism: Eublepharis macularius
Lineage: Eukaryota; Metazoa; Chordata; Lepidosauria; Squamata; Eublepharidae
Product: oligoribonuclease, mitochondrial-like
Exons: 2
Coding region: 1-717 (238 amino acids)
Cellular component (GO): mitochondrion
Molecular function (GO): nucleic acid binding; 3'-5'-RNA exonuclease activity
Source: RefSeq, a predicted model, not a curated record